UCGGAUUUUGAUCAGACCGUAAAAAUAUUCCAUUUCUGAAAUGAGUUCGGAUAAAAACCAAAGCGGUUUUAUAAAAAAAGCUGAGAGACGCGCAAAACUUGAAAAAUUGGUUGCCGCCGCAAAUAACAAGGCAGAACUCAAAGCUCAAGUCAAGUCUUGCGAUAAAAGUAACACGAAAAAAACAGAAAAGAAGAGAAAAAGGAAUGAAAAGGAGGAAUUUUUCUCUACUAGCUCUUCUAAUAGUUCACUUAAUAUAAUAAAACAAGAUACAGAAAAAAAUGGUUAUAGUAAGAAAAAAAAGAAGAAUGAUGCAGUAACCAAUGAUAUGGAUGACUCUUCUAAGAAGGAUAAAGGCAAAGAAAUGGAAUUGAAUGGGAAAGAGAAGAAAAAGAAUAAGAAACAUAAAAUACGCCGUACUAUAAAAUUUUCUGAAAAGGGAAAGGCUUCUACAUAUGAUGAUGAUUCCGUCUUCGAACCGAAAAUACCGAAAAUGAAAAACACUUCAACUGGAAAUUCUUCGACGGACUCGGCUGUUGUGGAUGAAUUCAAUAAAAAAAAUGAAAUCCAAAUUACUGGCGACUUAGUAUGUAAUCCAAUCAUGUCAUUUACACAAUUAAAUAUAGACGAAAGUAUUAAAGGUAUUUUGAACAAAUUCGAAAGACCAACUCCUAUCCAAGCAAGUUGUUGGCCAAUUUGUUUAAGCGGCAGGGAUGUAAUUGGUAUUGCCGAAACUGGUUCUGGAAAGACACUAGCGUAUACCGUGCCGGCUUUGAAGCAUGUCAAAAGCUUGUCUUAUAUUCCACCGAACAAUAAACCAUUGAUUCUCGUGGUUGCACCAACACGAGAACUAGCAAUACAAAUACAAGAACAAUGUAAAGAAUUUGAUCCAGUGUGUGGUAUUAAAAGUGUUUGUAUUUAUGGAGGAGUAUCUAAGGUGGAUCAAUAUAAAGCGCUACGUAAAAGUUUUCAUAUUGUGGUGGCUACCCCUGGUCGCUUACUUGAUCUUAUUAAUGAAGGCAUUUGUGAUAUUAGUAAUGUGUCUUAUCUUGUAUUAGACGAAGCGGAUCGUAUGCUUGACAAAGGGUUUGAAAAUGAUAUUCGACAGAUUGUUGCCAAAACCAAUAAAAAUCGUCAAACUGCCAUGUUUUCUGCAACAUGGCCUGAAUCAGUGCGUAAAUUGGCUAAUGAUUUCUUGAACAAUCCAAUGAAAGUUGUAAUUGGUUCUCCUGACUUAUCUGCAAAUAAUAAUGUUACUCAGAUAGUUGAAGUAAUUGAUAAUCCUAUGGACAAAGAUCGUUGUUUAUUAAAUCUUCUUAAACAAUAUCAUACCAAAAAAAAUAGAAUUUUGGUAUUUGUUCUUUUCAAGAAAGAAGCUCCACGUGUUGAAAACUUGUUAGCAAAUCAUGGCUAUGAAGUUCAAUCAAUUCAUGGAGAUAAAAGUCAAUUCCAGCGCAUGGAAGUGUUAAAGGCUUUCAAGGAUGGAUUUUAUCCUCUUUUGAUAGCUACUGAUGUUGCUGCUAGAGGUAUAGAUAUUCCUAAUGUAGAGUAUGUGAUUAAUUAUACUUUUCCAUUAACUAUAGAAGAUUAUGUUCAUCGUAUUGGUAGAACUGGGCGUGCUGGUAACAAGGGUAUUUCUCAUACUCUUUUUACUUCACAUGAUAAAGCACAUUCUGGAGAACUUAUUAAUGUUCUUCGUCAGUCUAAUCAAAAAAUACCGGAAUCUUUAUUAAAGUUUGGUGGCGGUGUUAAGAAGAAGGAACAUAAGGCAUAUGGCUCUUUCUUCAAAGAAGUUGAUCUUAGUUUAAAACCUACAAAAAUUAAAUUUGAAGAUUAGGAUUCUUUAUGAUAGAUUAGUGAAAGUAAUUAACAAAUCACUAAAAAAACUAAUUUACAAUAGACAUUCCUAAAUAUUAGAAGAAGC
Molecule: messenger RNA, 1921 nt
Organism: Rhizophagus irregularis DAOM 181602=DAOM 197198
Lineage: Eukaryota; Fungi; Glomeromycota; Glomeromycetes; Glomerales; Glomeraceae
Source: RefSeq, a predicted model, not a curated record